AUGUACCAGGACAAUCGGUUGACUUUUGGACUCAUUCUUCAACAUUUAAAUGAGAAUCAGAGUCUGAAUCAAGACACAAAGACUAUACCCUUUGAUUGGAGGGACUGGAUUGAUUUCACCUAUUUCAACACCCAAUUGGCCAAACCGGCAGAAGAACGGAUCAAAUGUGAAGAUAUCUACCAUCACAUCAACUUUGUCACUCCCAGCAAUGAGAAAAUUGCAAAGAAAAACUCCAGAUUAUGGGGGUGCAUCAAUUCAUACGACUUGACGACAACAGAAAUGGCAAGAAUGGGGUUCAAGAAUGCCGACCACCUACCAGGUUUUGUCCAAUUCAAGUAUGCCCCAUUCACGGCGAGUGAAUGCGUGCGGAACUUACAGGGCAAGAGUUACUUGUUAACCAAACAGCCAAUACCGUACAAAGUCAUCUUUUUAAACGACCGCGGGGAAGACCUCAUUUAUGAUGUGAGGAAAGGCCGAAUUUUGGAACUAGCCACAACUUAUGAGGAUAGAAUUGACCCAGUGGAACAGUUUGACCGACUCAUCUCAUCACUCAACAACAGUAAUGAUAACAAUAACAAUAAUAAUAACAACAACAAUUACAAUUACAAGCCGAAACCUUUACUUGAGAUACCCGAGUCUCUGUUCAGGUAUGACAGGCUGAAGGCGCGCAAGAUAGCCAAAAGAUUGGAGCAAAAACAGACUGUGCUAACAAGAAACGAAAAGUCCUUUCUUGAUUCCAUUUCCACUACGUUCAGCGCGACUCCAAACAAGAAUUCCGAACUGCGAUAUUUCAAAGAGGCUACAAUGAGGCUAAACGACGGGAAUCGCGAUAGCGGUUGGCACUACGAUUGGAGGUUUUUCAAUGGCAAGCUCUCCUACAACAAUCACCGCACGGCCAUUAUAUUGGAGCGGCUAAUGCGCAAUUGGUUCAAAUUCACAACAAAGCACAAUAUAGUCAGCUGGAUAGCCCAUGGUCCACUUCUUAGCUGGUAUUGGAACGGCGGUGUUUUUCCAUUUGAUAACGAUUUGGACAUGCAGAUGCCCAUCGAACACUUGAUAAAAUUGGGAGAGCUUUUCAAUCAAACGAUAGUGGUUGAAGACAUGCACGAAGGGUUCGGCAAAUACAUGAUAGAUGUUGGCACAUUUAUCCAUAACCGGAAAAUCUCAGAACGAGGCAACCACAUCGACGCGAGAUUCAUUGAUAUAGAAACUGGAGUGUACAUUGAUUUGACAGGAAUUUCAUCGAGCGGUGCCGUGCCUCCAGGAAAGUGCUAUCAAAACAUCCAAGACGAUAAAGACGAGGGGCCACUUUUGCAGCACGAGGAGGAAACGUUUAAUGAUCGACGAGUCCACUUUUACCACUUCAGUCAAAUAUCACCAUUGAAGUUGUCCAUGAUUGACGGCGUCCCUUGCUAUGUCCCCAAUAGCAUCAUUAAGCGUCUCAAAUACGAGUACGCGGAAGAUUCCUUGGCAAGAUCAGACUAUGACGAUUGGUUUUUUGUCCCACGCUUGGGCAACUGGAUACAUUUUGACGACUUAGAACAAGUUUUCAAGCCUGAGGACUACAUCAAAGCCAAUGGCCGCAAGAACAAACAUAGGUUCCUCAGACUUAUUGACAAUCUUUCGGACCAAGAGAUAUACCAGCUCCUCAUCAAGUCUUCUGCUGAAACGGGGAUAUCCAGAUCCAAUUCGGUGCUUAUCAAUUUUUACAAAGCGCAGCAAACAUUCCAUGAUGAGGAGAAAAAAUUUCUUUUCAAAAUUGAUGCUACAAAGAAGCGGAACAAGAACGACGUAAAGGAGGGCAAAUUAAUGGAUGACAGUUCCAAAAGUCAAGAUGAGCAGUACUUGAAAUUUGUCGAAGAACGCGUCAAGUUGUCUUCUCCAAUUCGACAAAGUCUUUUUGAGUACGAAAAGAUUGAAGGUUCAAUCCAAGAAUUCUAUGCUAGAGCUGAACGCGACAUGAGCCAAAUCAGAAUCAAGGGGUUAAAGAAGGAGCAAGCUGCAGUUAGUCUGCAAGCAGAAGAGUGA
This is a messenger RNA of Lodderomyces beijingensis, 2028 nucleotides long. NCBI's taxonomy places the organism in Eukaryota, Fungi, Ascomycota, Pichiomycetes, Serinales, Debaryomycetaceae. The record is from the annotation of a GenBank genome assembly.